AUGGUGAACUUUAGCUACCAAAUCAGCAAGUUGUUGCCAUUCCUCUACAGCCCGUGGUCAUUGCGGCUCAAAAUCAGCAACAACAGCCUCAAAACCAGCCUCAAAACCAGGAACUUGACAUUGCUCCAAACCAAGUUCAACAGUUGGCUCCAGUCCGUCAAUCAAACCGGAGAGGAACGCUGCUUAGAAAACCUAGAAAACCGAGUUCAUGCUCUUUGGGUUUAUGUCUUCAACCUCCUUCCUUGCACGACACAUAUCACCCAAAGAGCAUCAUUUACGCUUCAAAAAACGUGGCCCAAAACAUCCGCACAACCAUCAAGUUCGUCCUCAACCUGGCAGCUCUGUCUUGUAGUUCUUGGAGGCUAG
Messenger RNA from Microthlaspi erraticum, 366 nucleotides. NCBI's taxonomy places the organism in Eukaryota, Viridiplantae, Streptophyta, Magnoliopsida, Brassicales, Brassicaceae. The record is from the annotation of a GenBank genome assembly.